AAAGUGAUGGCUGCAGGUCGCUGAGGUCCCACCCCAGCCACGUGCGGCUUCUAUGAUGACAGGUGUCUAGUCAACUAUGUGACUGUUCUUCAGUUACUAGCUCUUGAGUCCUCGCCAACUUCCCCCUGGAAAUACAACAGGAAAGAUCGAUGUUUACAAGGUACCAGUAGAUGGCACCAUAGGACUCUUGCAGAAUUUGCUACUGGUUCUGCUGUAAAGAGUAACAUCUUUAAGGAAAUACGACGGGAAAUCUUCAGUGAAAAGACUGUUUCUAGGUGGAACUCUCACCCACAUUGCGCGGCUUCUAUUUGCUUCACAGGCCGCGCCCAGUCCCCCUCUUUCCAGCAGGUACUCUGCGCUCUCUGGAGUUUUCUCACGUGGUGAGAACCCUGGCGGGUCGGAGGGAGCGACGGGACGCUGCCUGCGACGAGGACCAUGAAGAGCGACCAGACCUGUGGGGCUGAUAGUGGGAGCCGCCGCGGCACCUGCUGAGACAAGAGGGAGCGGCCCGGUGAGGCUCGCGCUGGCCUCGCCAUGUCGCUGCUCUGCGUGCGUGUUAAAAGAGCCAAAUUCCAGGGUUCACCAGAUAAAUUUAACACAUAUGUGACCCUGAAAGUACAGAAUGUAAAGAGCACAACUGUUGCAGUUCGUGGUGACCAGCCUUCCUGGGAACAAGAUUUCAUGUUUGAGAUAAGUCGUCUGGACUUGGGUCUAAGUGUGGAGGUGUGGAACAAAGGGCUGAUUUGGGACACCAUGGUGGGGACCGUGUGGAUCGCACUGAAGACUAUUCGUCAGUCGGAUGAGGAAGGACCCGGGGAGUGGUCUACCUUGGAGGCAGAAACAUUAAUGAAAGAUGAUGAGAUUUGUGGAACUAAAAACCCAACUCCUCAUAAAAUUUUGCUUGAUACAAGAUUUGAGUUGCCAUUUGAUAUCCCAGAGGAGGAAGCCCGAUAUUGGACUUACAAAUUGGAGCAAAUCAAUGCCUUGGGAGCUGAUAAUGAGUAUUCUAUGCAAGAUGAAAGCCAGAGGAAGCCAUUAUCCACUGCUGCCGCCCAGUGUUCUUUUGAAGACCCUGAUAGUGCGGUCGAUGACCGAGACAGUGACUAUCGCAGUGAGACCAGCAAUAGCGUCCCACCUCCUUAUCAUACGACUUUCCAGCCCAAUGCUUCUGUACACCAGUUUCCUGUGCCAGUGCGAUUGCCACAGCAGCUGCUACUUCAGGGCAGUUCCCGGGACUCUUGCAAUGACUCUAUGCAGAGUUAUGACCUUGAUUAUCCAGAGCGGCGGGCGCUCAGACAAGGCACACAGACUAGAAAUGACAAAAUUAGGAUUAUUUCAGCUUAUUCUGAUGUUGAUUAUGAAGAGCAAGAAGAUAUAUAUGAGGAGAUAGAGGAAAAAAUAUCACAAGACUUUCUAGAAAAUAACAACAUUAACUUUAAGGAAGCAGAGAUGAAAGAAAGUAGAAUCCUUUCAAAAACUGAUAAACAAGAACAACCAAAAUACAACUGGGAAAAGAAACCAUCUUGGAACCAACAAACAGAAUUCUCUUCUGCAAUUCAUUUUGAUCAUGAGUUUGAAACAUCUGUACUCUCCAGCUAUCAUCAGAAAUAUGAUAUAAUAGACAGAAGCAAAAAGAAACCCUUAUAUGGUCAUUUUGAACAUAGCGAAAGAAGACAAUAUGAUGAUAAAUCUAGCAAUAAGACUAACUGCAAAGGUAUCUAUCUUGAUACUGAAAAUUAUAAUUGCCACAUUGAAAAGAAGAAACAAAAUUAUCCAUCUUUGCACCCCUAUAAAAGUGGAUUUGUGGUUAAGAGUGGCAUGUGGACCACUAAGUUAGAAGGUCAUUAUGAUCUACCCUAUUAUUUAAUGAACUGUGAAAAGUCAUCCAGUCUAAACCAGCAUGUUCCUAAUUUUACUCCUUUAGAUACUCUUGAAGAUUCUACUAGUAGUACUUCUGAAGAACUCAUGGAUUCUCCCAUUUCUGAAGAGCAGGAACGUUUACUAUCACCAAUGUGGCAUCCAUCCAGGGUCCAUCAUGUUGGAGAAUUUGCUGAUAAAUAUUAUGUGUCAGACCCAGCAUUGCCAUUACAAAGGAUGAAUUGUAAUAUAAACACAGUUGGAGAUCUUUCUGGGUGUUCCAUGGGAGAGAUCAUCCCUUCCUCUACUGUGGAGCCCAAGGAGGACUAUUCUGAUGCAAUGGAUGAACUUCAUUGUUUGGUAGAAACAGUGUCAGAAUAUUUAGCAGAGAAGGAAGAGGAGAUUAAUAGAUUUGGUUCUGUUUCAACAGCUAAAAAAACACACAAACAUAAAAGUACUGUUGAACCCAAUAAUGCAGAACAGAAAAUGCCUGAGGGUCAAAUACUGCCUUUAUCUAUUUGCAAGGAUGUCAAGGCCACAUCUUUCCCUGAACUUAAUGGAGUAAAAUGUGCUAUUGGUUCUUUAUUCACUUCACUCACAGAGAAAGUGGGUUCAGGCACAAAGAACCUCACAACCUCUGUGGAAAAAUUGGUUUAUGUAGUUCCAGAGAAAACAGAACCUUUCAAUCAAGCAGUGACAAUUAAUCUCGGAUCUAGACCCAGUGCCAACUCAGUAUUAGGAAAAGAUUUUUCUCUACAAUUUUCAUUAUCCUCUCAAGCAGUUGAUGGUACAGACAUUAGGAGACAAGGCAGAACUCUUGACAGUGAGCACAUGGAUAAUAAGAUUGGCAGUUUAAGCUUUCAGGAUGCAACAGAAACAACUGGAAGGAACUCAGCUCCACAGAGUCAGAGUUCAGUUAUAAAGUCUGUUUUUAGCAUGCUGAAACCCCUAAAGAUCUUUUCAGAAAAAGAAGAAACCAGAAAAGAUGACCAGAUCAAGACACCAAGGAGGGAAAGCUUUGUUGAGUGUGGUUCAGAGUCAAAUCAAAGGGAGGGCAACCUUGACAAUCACAGUAGUAUUAUUGCUGCUUUAAAUAAGAGUGAUGGAGGAACUACAGGAAAGUUUCAAAUGUCAGUAAGUGAUUUGUUCUCUGAAAAGGCAAAUGGACCUCCAAAGCUAGCUAAUUAUACAAAUAAGAAAGAUGAUAUUGAGAGUCUGUUGAAAGAAAAAUCCUGUGAAGAUGAAGGUCUGUCUCUGUCACCAGAUCAACCAAAAAUUUGUGCCAAAGAUACUUCAAGACAUCUUUGUAUAUCUGGCAGUAGAACUGCAAACAAAGAGGCUUCCUCAAAGCCUGUAGAGGACAACAGAAUUACUGGUGGUGAUGAUUUCCUUGAGCCUCUUAGGAAAUCAUUCAGCCAGUUUUUGUUCACUUCUUCUAGUGAGACAUGUUCAAAAGACACUUUGUCAGAAUUUGUAAAAAUUGAUCAGGUGGAGGAAGAUGGAUGGGAAAGGGAUUAUAAGAAAGAUGGACACUCCUUUGAAUUUAGUGGAAAACUACAUAUUCCAUUUUUGAGAGUUCUUAGUCAUUCUGAAAAGCAGCAGGAUUUAAGAGAAAAAGGAAGCAUUUUUCCUUUGUUUAAAUUUCCUUUCACUGAUAGUUGUAGCAUUGUUAAUGACUGGUGUUUUCAUGGGUCAGCAGCAACCACUGAUCACCAUAAAGAUGCCAAACUUAAUUCAAUAAAAUCUAGUUCAGUUCCAAAUAUUCAUAAUGAUCUGGGGAAAUCUAGUAGCAUAGAGGAAUUUAAUAAGAAUGACCAAAUAAGUCAGCCCAAAACCAUCAAACUUAGUUCAAUAAAAUCUAGUUCACUUCCAAAUAUUCAUAAGGAUCUAAGGAAAUCUGGCAGUACAGAGGAAUUUAAUAAGAAUGACCAAAUAAAUUGUACCGAUAGUGCCAAACUUAAUGCAGUAAAAUGUGAUUCAACCCUAGAUGUUAAUAAUGAUUUGGGGAAACUAGAGAAUAUAAGGAAAUUAAAUACAAGUGACCACACAGCAGUAGAAAAUUGUGAAAGAGAUACCUUAGCUGUCUCUGGAGUUUUGACUAAAGAACAUGCAACUUCAGAUCUUUCAAGAGAAGAUAAAAAUCUUACACAAAUGACAUUUUCAACAGACUCUUUUUUAGAGUUUUUUUCUACCAUUUCAAAACCCACUUUGGUUAAUGAUAUUAAUGAAGCCAAAGUUGUAGAUAAAACUUUGACAAAAGGGACCCAAGGAAGCCUCCUUUCUGGUCUGUUCAACAGGUUUUCUUCUGAAAACUUGUUUAAUAGACAAGAAUUAAAUUUGAAAAAUGAUGAGUCCCAUCACAUAAAUAGUACCCCAAGAUUAUUACUCUCUGUAAUAUCUAACUCAGUAUCAAAUAACAGUAUGAAUGACUGUAAACUAGAUGAAGCAAAAUUUAUUUCUUUAGGUGACAUAAAAAGUAUGAAUGGAAAUAAGCAUUUAUCUUUGUAUGACAUCCCUGCUACUUCAUUUGUGAUUUCUGAGAACCAGAGGUACCAGGUUGAAAAACAAACUUAUAGCCCCAUAUCAUUAUCUGAAGAAAACAUACCACCAUCUCACGCUUGGGUUGAUAAUCAUUGCUGCCUUCCUACUUGGAAAAACCAGGAAAGUGAAAAGUAUUGCCCCUCUUCUGAGAAUGUAGUACUUCACUAUGCUCCCAGUGCUGAACAGGGCCUCUUUGAGAAAUCUUUGGCUAAGAGGUCAAUGCCAAACCAGAUUUUUGAGGCAAAACUACAUGAAAGUUUAAGCACAUCAAAUUCACCUGUAGUAAAUACUAACAUUUAUAAUAAACCAAACCACUGUCAGACAUUUGAAGAGAUGAACAGUCCUUUCUGUUCUGAAUGGGACACUGACAUAAAUGAUCUCUCUAAAAACUCCAGAAAAUUUCAGCCAGUUUAUUAUUUGUUAAGUCAAAAUACAUUUCCUUCCAUGGAUUGUUUCUUGUGGCCUGACUCAGAAAACACAGGAAUAUAUUUUUGCCAAAAAGAUCAAAAUGGAACUAUUAUGGAUUGGAGGAUAAAUCCAAGCAGUGUCAUUUGGUGUGACUUACCAUAUGAAUCAUCCAACCAGUUAGUAUUUAAUGAAGAUUACUUAUUAAGAGGUGAUGUGUGGGCAGCUAACCCAUUAUAUGGAAGUUCUGUUUAUCUUCCAGUUAAUGAUACUAAGAAUUCAGUAGAAGAAUUGCCUAUUGACCUGAGUUAUUCUUCAAAUUAUGAGAAAACUACAUGUUCCACAGUUUAUCAAGACUCAUUAAAAGUGGAUGAAAACUUUAGUUUUUCAAAUUUUGGUUAUGAAUGCCAGGAAUGGUUAUCAUGUCUUGAAAGUGGAAUCUGGUGGCCCUCAGAAGAUGGAUAUUAUGGAUUUUAUGUGUUCCAUGAUAGUCAGUAUAUUUAUUCUCUCCUUACUGAUUCUACUGGGCAAUAUGCAUAUGUAUUUAUACCUGAUUAUUCUUAUCAAGGGUAUUUGAAUUAUGAUUUACAGACAAAUGACCUGUCAAGUAUUAUGUUGGAUGACAGCUUUAUUUCUUCCCCUAAAUUACUUGAUAAAGAAGAUGAAUUAUUGUGGUAUGUUGAAGAAUCAAUUGAUGACCCUCUUGAUUUAUCUGUCGUCUUACCAAGAAAUGAAGGACCAUUUAAUCUAAAUUUAGACAGUUUUUCACAGAUAUUUGAAGAGUCAGGUUUUGGCCAAAGGGAUCAACCAUUAGAUUUUUCAGGGUAUAAUCCUCAUAAGUCUAAAGGAGAUUUUAGAUCUUUCAAAGAAAGGCCUUGUAGUUUUGAAGACCUUGAAUAUAUACUGGAUCUCAGGAAGCAGCCCCAAACAAUUGGUGAUCAUGUUUUAAAUAGAGAUAAAAUUAUAGAGAGAGAUAAGAACCAGCCUCUAGCUAAAGAUUCAUCAAUUCACCUUUCCAGUUUUCAUUGGCUUCAGUCAUCUGAAGAAGUUGCCUCCUUGGUUCAUCCUGAAGAUAUGACUAAAGGCUCACAGCAGGCAGAAGAAACAUCAUCAGUAAACAAAGUGGGUGCCUUGGUUGGAAGUACUUUGAAUUUUGGUAAAAGUGAAUCUUUGGAAACUUUGGUCAUACAAAAAAUAGAUCAACAGUCAAAAUUAGCAAAGUUUGCAAAUGAUGGUCUUGAAGCAUUAAUUUUGAAUAAGCAAUUACAGAAUAAUUCCCAAAAGGAGGAAGAAAGUUAUCUUAAGGAUUCAGAGAGAGAGACAGUGUCCAGCAUUAAGCAACCAGAGUUUACUAAAAAUAUGAGGCAAAGAUUCCCCUUACAUAGAAAUAUUCACAUGAAAAAAAAAAGUUUGUCAAAAUCUGGUUAUCAGGUAAGCCAAACAACUCAAACUAAAUCAAGUGUAGAAGAUGAUAAAAUCAUUAUAGCUGACUCUGUUUCAGUUUCUCUUGUACCACAGUUUAGUAGGGAUGAGCAUAAAAAUUGUGAAUUUCCUCAGGACCAGUCUUCCAAAGAGCCCGAGAGAACAUUAUUUAAAAGUGUAUUGAAAUUCUUUGGUCAUGGACAAGAAUCUUCAGUAAGUAUGAUGACAAAUGAAAAACAGUCAUCUGGAUUUUUCAACCUCUUUAAAACACAAAUGAAUAAAGAAGAGUCAUCAAAUUUGGAAAAGAAUAGUGAUAAAAAUGAGAAAACAUCACCUCAAGAAAAGAAAGAAUCUUCUGGUGCUUCAAAUUUUUCUGGUACUCUUGCAGAUUUCUUUAAAACCAAUAUAUCUCCCAUACAGACCACUGAAAAUAUGUCUGUUUCUUCAGUGACUGAUAAGGAUGAGGUCAAUUCAACUCCUAAUCCUGUGGAGCUAAUGAGUCAGAGAAUUGGGAACUUUCCUCCUAAACCAAUUUCCUCUAAAGGAAAGGUUAGGGUUAGUAGCUUGAACAAACAGACUGCUAUUGAUGACAGUGGGGUGAGGGAACCAUCACCUAUGGAGAUCCAGAGUGAUGAUUUGAAUGAAAAAGAGGAACCUUUCAUGGACAACCUAAUACGACAGUCAGCAGAUCUUAUUUUCUCAACAAGUCUCAAAGAGUCUCCCAGAGAUUCUUCAAAAGAAAAUAGUGGCAAGUCUACAGUGAUAGAAGAUCUAAAGAGUAACAAAACAUCUUUUGAUAUUCUGAACAAAAGACAAAAUGAACAAGAUCAUUUUCCUAAUAAAGACCAGAGUUUUUCAAUUGCUUCAACAUCUUCAUCUCAACCAGAGCUACCAAACAGAAAGAGUAUAUUUUCUUUGACUAGAUCUGAAAAUUCUGAGAACAGAGUCUCUGCCACUUUACCCAGAACCAAAUCUCAAGCAGAUGGGCUCUUCACACUUCCUUUUUUUUCCCCCAGUACUCACUCAGGCAUCAAGAAGGAUACUUCUCAUAGUAGCUGUACUUUUAGUUUCUUCAGCUUGGCCUUUUUGGAUGAAAAACAGCAGACUUCUGGGGGGAAACAAAGCAUUUCAACUGUUGCUCCAGUGACUUCUCAGCCCUGUGAGAAGCCAAGUGUUUUUGUAGACACCAGUGACACAAUGACCAGGGAAGGUUCUAGUGGUCAUAGAAACAGUACAGCUCAGGAAGUAGUUCAUGAACAGCCAAUGCUCCCUUGUGUUUCCACUAACAACACCACUGAGGUUACCUACCUUGCAGAUGAGUUCAGUGUAGAGAAAAUUCAAGGAAAAGUGACUUCCAGUACUGAACCAGGGGCAUAUUUAGUUUUCCAGAGAAAUCAGUUACAAAAAGAUAUUGUUCCUCCUUCAUCAGAAUUUCAGGAGCACACUGAAACAUUCCUCAUUGACCCAGAGAAUCUUGGGGUAGCUCCCCCUAAAGAAGAGGCUUUCAACCAGAAAGCCUUUUCUAGUGAUUUAUUGGCCAACUGUUUUUCUCUUGAUAAUCAUUUGAAUAAAGACCUCAAUGACUUAGAUGCGUAUACUAAACACCAAAAUGAAAGAUUUACUACUGACUUAUUGAACUUGCCAUUAGAAGAGGCUCCUGAUAAGAUUUCCCCAAGAAUUCUGGAGUCAGCUGCUGCUUCUCCAGACCCAGGCUGUGAAGGACCCCUCCAGAACCAAGAUGCAGGCAGAAAGGAAGACAAAACAGUUCUAGGCUCCAAAGUAGAAAUGUUUUCAGGAUUUGUGACCAAAGUAAAAUCUUUCUCUGAAUUUCUAACUGAACCUCCUAAAACUUUCUCUGGACUUUUCUCCUCUCCAAAAUCUCCAAAGAACUCCUUUUUCUCUCUUUCUUCUGAGGCAUCACCUCAACCUCUCAAAGGUGAGUUGUUUCAAAUUUUUCGAAGUCCCAAGCCAGAGACAUAUAAACAUGAACCAUUUGUAGCUACUUCAUGCCUUCAAAAUAGUUGUUCCAGAGAUUCUGUAGGAUUGGUACCUCCAGAAAGUUUGUAUAGAGAAGCUGCCUCUUCAAGACUCAUUUCAAACUCUCCUGUCAGUGGUUAUAGAAUGAAUGUAAUUAGUGUAAUAACAUCAAAAUCAGAUGAUCACAAACUGAUGAUAGAAAUUGAAAAAAAUAAUAUUCCUGAAAAUAUUCCAGGACCCCAAGAUUUUGACACAGUUGCUACCUCUUCUAUCUCUGAAGAUGAUAUGAAGCAAGGAGUAUUGUCUCUGAGUGAUGAAGGAGACAUGGGACUGUUGCAGGGUACAGACACAAAGGCAUCAUUUGCAGGAGAACAUAGUCUCCUGCCAACACAGUUGCAUCUAUGUUAUACCGGGAUUGCUAAAGAGCUUCUUCCUCCACUUCAUUCACCUCCUCCUCUUGAUCCAGAGUCAGCUAUUCAAACUGCCUCCAUAAAUGAAGACUUCUUGGAACUGCAUGUAACCAGUUCACUAGAAACCCACACCACACUGUUUAAUGAGGCAAGUUUCAAAAAGAGUGCCACAACAGAAAGCCAAGGGUACAGUGCCCAUCCUUUGCCAGAGAGACCUGUUCUUUGUGCCAGCAAAAGUUGUGGGACACUUCAUGCUGAGAAAGAUUCACCUGCAAUCCCUCAGGAGACAGAGCAGCCAAGACCUCAUUUUGAGAUUCCAAACAUGACCAGUUGCCCAAAGCUACACUUCUCAUCCUCUACUACUGACUGUGGGAAGACAUUGAGCUCUUUCUUUUCCUCACCUCACUCUUCUGAUAACAAAGCAUUAGGAACUAGUUUAAUGUCUAGUUUUAAAAAGUUAUCAACUCUAUUUGAGGGAGGUAGUGAAGGGAGAGGGAGUAGACUAGAAAAUGAUCCAAAGGUAGGAUUUGGAAAGAUACUAGAUCUUUCCUUUCCAUGGCCAAAAGAGAACAAAGGGAGCCCUGAACAAAUGCCUGCAGAAUCUUCCCCUCUAGUUCUGGUUAUCAGCAAAAAGGAGGGCCUGAACUCCAGUGAGGCUAACAAAGCUUUGAAGUCUUCUCAAAUAUUUGGGGCCAGUGUAGAGCCAGCUGAGGUCAGUACUCAUGAACAGCCUUCUGUGACCUCUGAGCAGCUGGAGGCUAGGCCAAGUAUCUGUAUUCAUGGGCUUUCAGAGCCUGGAGAAAUGGAAAACCAGCUGGAAAUCUCAGCAUCUGGAGAACAUCGGGGUACAGGAGGCAACCUCUCUGGUUCCACUUGUCCAUCAGGAAAACCUGAAGAGGAGCACAGCACUGUCUCUGAAUUAUUUCACCAGCCAGAAAAACAUGUAGAGGAGGUGUUGUCAGCGAACACCAACUCUGUUUCACAUGCACAGCAGCCAGUCAAUCUGAGUGACAUCAAGGACCCAGUGACCAGCAAAAGCCCCACCAGCAGUAGUAGGUAUGGCUCCUCCUGUAAUGUGAGUCAAGGAAGCUCUCAGCUGAGUGAACUAGACCAGUAUCAUGAGCAAGAUGAUGACCGUCGUGAGCAGGACUCAAUUCAUUCCUGCCACAGCUCUGGCAGCCUCUCCAGAGAUGGCCAGGCCAGAUUUGGAGAACAAGAGAGAGCCUUGGAGGUGAGAAGUGAAGCAGAGAAGGGGAGAACAUGUGGACCCAAGGAGACUACGGAAGAUGUCAUAGCCCAUCCUCCCCCAGAUCUGGUGCUACACAAAGACCCUGUCGUAGGCCCCCAGGAGAGUCUUCCUGAGGAGAAUGCAUCUUCACCAUUUACUCAUGCCAGAGCACACUGGAUCCGAGCAGUUACCAAGGUUCGACUCCAGCUGCAGGAGAUUCCAGAUGAUGGCAACCCCUCUCUGCCUCAGUGGCUCCCAGAAGGGCCAGCUGGAGGGCUCUAUGGCAUUGACAGCAUGCCAGAUCUACGAAGAAAGAAGCCAUUGCCACUUGUCAGUGAUCUGUCACUGGUCCAGUCCCGGAAGGCAGGGAUUACUUCUGCAAUGGCUACACGUACUUCUCUCAAGGAUGAAGAGCUGAAAUCUCAUGUGUAUAAGAAAACCCUUCAGGCCUUAAUCUACCCCAUCUCAUGUACCACACCCCACAACUUUGAAGUCUGGACAGCUACUACCCCAACCUACUGCUACGAGUGUGAAGGGUUGCUGUGGGGCAUUGCCCGGCAGGGCAUGCGCUGCAGUGAGUGUGGAGUCAAGUGCCAUGACAAGUGCCAGGACCUGCUCAACGCCGACUGUCUGCAGCGAGCUGCAGAAAAGAGUUGUAAACAUGGAGCUGAAGACCGGACACAGAACAUUAUCAUGGCUAUGAAGGACCGCAUGAAAAUCCGAGAGCGAAAUAAACCAGAGAUCUUUGAAGUUAUCAGGGAUGUCUUCACAGUGAGCAAAGUUGCCCAUGUGCAGCAGAUGAAAACAGUGAAGCAGAGUGUACUGGAUGGCACCUCUAAAUGGUCAGCCAAGAUUACCAUCACUGUGGUGUGCGCCCAGGGCCUGCAAGCCAAGGACAAAACAGGAUCCAGUGACCCGUAUGUGACUGUGCAAGUUGGAAAAACCAAGAAGCGUACCAAGACCAUUUUUGGAAACUUAAAUCCUGUUUGGGAGGAGAAGUUCCAUUUUGAGUGCCACAACUCCUCUGACCGCAUUAAGGUACGUGUGUGGGAUGAGGAUGAUGACAUCAAAUCAAGAGUAAAGCAGCGACUGAAGCGAGAGUCUGAUGAUUUCCUUGGCCAAACCAUCAUUGAGGUUCGGACACUGAGUGGCGAGAUGGAUGUCUGGUACAACCUGGAGAAGAGGACAGACAAGUCAGCCGUUUCAGGGGCUAUCCGACUACAGAUUAGUGUGGAGAUCAAGGGGGAGGAGAAGGUGGCCCCAUACCACGUGCAGUAUACAUGCCUGCAUGAGAACCUUUUCCAUUACCUCACAGACAUUCAGGGCAGUGGAGGAGUCCAGAUCCCUGAGGCUCGAGGAGAUGAUGCAUGGAAGGUGUACUUUGAUGAGACAGCCCAAGAAAUUGUGGAUGAAUUUGCCAUGCGCUAUGGCAUUGAGUCCAUAUAUCAGGCCAUGACGCACUUUGCAUGUCUGUCAUCCAAGUAUAUGUGUCCUGGUGUGCCAGCAGUGAUGAGCACCUUACUGGCCAACAUCAAUGCUUACUAUGCUCACACAACCGCCUCCACUAAUGUCUCUGCAUCUGAUCGCUUUGCAGCCUCCAACUUUGGGAAAGAGAGAUUUGUAAAACUGCUGGACCAGCUACACAACUCACUGAGAAUCGAUCUCUCUACAUACAGGAAUAACUUCCCUGCCGGGAGCCCUGAGCGGCUUCAAGAUUUAAAAUCCACAGUGGAUUUGCUGACCAGCAUUACUUUCUUCAGAAUGAAGGUGCAAGAAUUGCAGAGUCCACCAAGAGCCAGCCAGGUGGUAAAGGAUUGUGUGAAGGCCUGUUUGAACUCUACAUAUGAAUAUAUCUUCAACAACUGCCAUGACUUAUACAGCCGCCAGUACCAGCUGAAGCAGGAGCUGCCUCCAGAAGAACAAGGGCCCAGCAUUCGGGACCUGGAUUUCUGGCCCAAGCUCAUUACACUCAUUGUAUCAAUCAUAGAGGAAGAUAAGAAUUCCUAUACCCCUGUGCUGAACCAGUUUCCUCAGGAGUUGAAUGUGGGAAAAGUCAGUGCAGAAGUGAUGUGGCAUCUGUUUGCCCAAGACAUGAAAUAUGCAUUGGAGGAGCAUGAGAAAGACCGGCUGUGUAAGAGCGCUGACUACAUGAAUCUGCACUUCAAGGUGAAGUGGCUUCACAAUGAAUAUGUGCGUGAUCUGCCUGCCCUCCAUGAGCAGGUUCCCGACUACCCAGCGUGGUUUGAGCAGUUUGUGCUACAGUGGUUAGACGAAAAUGAGGAUGUUUCCCUGGAAUUCCUGCAUGGGGCCCUGGAACGAGAUAAAAAGGAUGGGUUUCAGCAGACAUCAGAGCAUGCUCUGUUUUCCUGCUCUGUGGUGGAUGUCUUCACACAGCUCAACCAGAGCUUUGAAAUCAUCCGGAAGCUGGAAUGCCCAGACCCCAGCAUCCUUGCCCACUACAUGAGAAGAUUUGCUAAGACCAUUGGGAAGGUGCUGAUGCAGUAUGCCGACAUCUUAUCAAAGAACUUCCCAGCUUAUUGCACAAAGGAGAAACUGCCCUGCAUCCUGAUGAACAACAUGCAGCAACUGAGGGUCCAGCUGGAAAAGAUGUUUGAAGCCAUGGGAGGCAAGCAGCUGGACCCUGAAGCAGCAGACAGUCUGAAAGAGCUGCAGGUGAAACUGAAUGCAGUUCUGGAUGAGCUCAGCAUGGUGUUUGGAAACAGCUUCCAGGUGCGGAUUGAUGAAUGUGUUCGACAAAUGGCUGACAUCCUGGGCCAGAUUCGGGGCACAGGAAAUGCAUCCCCCAACACCAGGGCCUCAGUAGCUCAGGAUGCAGAUAGUGUGCUGCGGCCUCUCAUGGACUUCCUUGAUGGCAACCUCACACUCUUUGCCACUGUGUGUGAGAAGACAGUUCUGAAGCGAGUCCUAAAGGAGCUCUGGCGAGUGGUGAUGAACACGAUGGAAAGAAUGAUCGUUCUACCCCCGCUUACUGACCAGACAGGCACCCAACUGAUCUUCACUGCUGCCAAGGAGCUGAGCCAGCUUUCCAAACUCAAGGACCACAUGGUGCGAGAGGAAACACGGAAUCUCACUCCAAAGCAGUGUGCAGUCCUUGACCUUGCCCUGGACACCAUCAAGCAAUACUUCCAUGCAGGAGGCAAUGGGCUAAAGAAAGCCUUCCUAGAGAAGAGCCCAGAUCUGCAGUCCCUACGCUAUGCUCUAUCUCUGUACACACAGACCACAGACACUCUCAUCAAGACUUUUGUGCGCUCACAGACUGCCCAGGGGUCUGGUGUGGAUGAUCCUGUGGGAGAAGUCUCUAUUCAGGUGGACUUGUUUACACACCCUGGUACUGGGGAACACAAGGUAACAGUGAAAGUGGUGGCUGCCAAUGACCUCAAGUGGCAGACAGCAGGUAUGUUCCGGCCUUUUGUGGAAGUGACCAUGGUUGGCCCACACCAAAGCGAUAAGAAGAGGAAGUUCACUACUAAGUCCAAAAGCAACAACUGGGCUCCCAAGUACAAUGAGACAUUCCACUUCCUCCUAGGAAAUGAAGAAGGUCCAGAGACCUAUGAGUUGCAGAUAUGUGUGAAGGAUUACUGCUUUGCCCGGGAAGAUCGUGUGCUAGGGCUAGCAGUGAUGCCUCUAAGGGAUGUGGCUGCCAAGGGCAGCUGUGCCUGCUGGUGCCCCUUGGGCCGAAAGAUCCAAAUGGAUGAGACAGGCAUGACCAUUCUCCGGAUUCUGUCUCAGAGGAGCAAUGACGAGGUCGCCCGAGAGUUUGUGAAACUCAAAUCGGAGUCCCGUUCCACAGAGGAGGGGAGCUGAACAUCUUUGGUUCAUGUGCCAUCCAGUGGUACUGAUUGCACAAAUCAGAGCUAAUGGGAGUUAGCUGUGUAGCCAACUUAGGGUCUAUUUAGUCAAGAGGUUGACCCUUUCAGUUAAGGAUAUUUAAGGGAAAUUUGAAGGGUAGCUGAGAGUAUGGCUUUUUCCAAUAAGGGCCAUGAAUCCCUAACCAAUAGGUCUGGGCUGUAGGAGCUACCGCAUGGAGAGCAUUCCAAAAGGGAGAGGGAUAGACAUUUCAGACCAGCUGUUUGUGGUAGACAUACUUCCACACCCCUUACCAUCUCUCCCCUUCUUGAGACCACACCAUACCCAGUUAGACACACACCAACCACUAGGAAAACAAGUGUAGAAAGCCUGGAGCUUGUACCUGUCCAGCUAGAUAGUUGGUUGAGCCUAUGGGUAUUGUUGAACCUUGUGCUCCAUGUUAGAGAGUAGCCAAGGCAGAACCACAUAGAAUAGAAUUCACUGUCCCUUGAGCGGAAUCCACUUGUUUUGUGUGGCUCUACUGAGAACAAGUCUUUGAAACUGAACAAGCUACCUUCUAAAAUUGAGCUGUGCUAAUCCCUUCCCUCAGGUUCUAUCUGUCAUGAGUAAAAUCAGUUUCAUGUGGUGCUUCAGAGCUCUAAGCAGAAUAUUUCUUUGGAACCAAGGUAUGAAGGCCGCCUGCCUAGAAUCUCCCUACUUCAUCCCUGUAGGCAGGGAUGCUUAGGACAUUAAAGGUUAUUCUUACAUGUAUAGACCUGAGGGCUAGUAGAUGAAAGAUCCAGGAGUAUUUUCCUGGGCAGCCCCCUGAACAAAGCCAAAAAUUAUGGACUCAGUCUAGAGUCAUGCUCACCUAUGGCUACUACCUUCCAGCUGUCUUUGUGGAAAGAAUCUAGCCUUUGUCCUCUCUUCCUGUCAUCUGGGUCAGCUGCUGUUCCCUUCAUAGAUGUUCAGCCCUACAGAAGGAGCUUGGACUCUGAUCCCUCUGUAGCAGGCUGGAUGGAAGGGGUGAGGCUCAACACUCCCUGGGAGGUCAGUGACCAACUGGACUUCUCGGACCCUUGUUCAGAGCUGUGACAUGGUCCUUGGAUUUCCUUGAUGACAGCCUCCUAACCUUCCUGAAGAUGCGGCAUCGUUCACAGCUGCACUGGCCAAUAUAUGAAACAAGAACCAAGCAUCUUUGCUGUUUUUAAUUAUUGUAUGUGCCAUUGUAACAAGAGAUUGUAGGCUAGUAUGUAAUAAAUUAUCUUCUU
This is a messenger RNA of Fukomys damarensis (Damara mole-rat), 14918 nucleotides long. It is a transcript of the gene Unc13b, whose product is annotated as unc-13 homolog B. NCBI's taxonomy places the organism in Eukaryota, Metazoa, Chordata, Mammalia, Rodentia, Bathyergidae. Gene Ontology annotation, cellular component: synaptic vesicle membrane; neuromuscular junction; presynaptic active zone cytoplasmic component. Bases 535 to 13665 code for a protein of 4376 amino acids. The transcript is spliced from 43 exons. Gene Ontology annotation, biological process: synaptic transmission, glutamatergic; synaptic vesicle priming; neuromuscular junction development. The record is from RefSeq and is a predicted model, not a curated record. Gene Ontology annotation, molecular function: syntaxin-1 binding; calmodulin binding; calcium ion binding.